Messenger RNA from Tachysurus vachellii, 2221 nucleotides. Its product is annotated as coagulation factor XIII A chain-like. Bases 59 to 2221 code for a protein of 720 amino acids. The record is from RefSeq and is a predicted model, not a curated record. Gene Ontology annotation, molecular function: protein-glutamine gamma-glutamyltransferase activity. NCBI's taxonomy places the organism in Eukaryota, Metazoa, Chordata, Actinopteri, Siluriformes, Bagridae. Gene Ontology annotation, biological process: peptide cross-linking; blood coagulation, fibrin clot formation. The transcript has 16 exons.
ACAUUAUCCAACAUUUUAACAAAAAGGACAGAGUGAAGACCACCUGGGUUCUGACACCAUGGUUGUAUUCGAAUCAUGCGAUAGAAGCCGAGGCCGGUUGAACAGUCCACUAUCCUGCAGCAAUGGAGACAACGCGACCCUACCUGAGAAUGAAACAUUUCAAGGAGCAACACCUCGGGCCCCAAUGUAUACAAGUGAAAAUCUCAUUGUGAAUAGUAUUAAGAUGUAUGAGAAGAUGAACAAGCUUCUUCAUCACACUGAUGCGUUCAGUCAGAGAAACCUGAUCAUCCGUCGGGGUCAAGAGUUCAUCAUGGGCAUUGUCUUCAAUCGCCCCUUUGACCCGAAAAUGGAUUUGUUCUUUAUUGAGUUCCUGAUUGGCAAAAACCCUGUCCAGACCCAAAAGACUUUAAUCUACUUGACCCUUGCUGAAACUAACCAGCCCAAUAUUUGGGACCUCCGUUUGGUGGAAACCAGGCAAAACGAGAUUAAGGUGGCCAUCACACCAGCCGCUAACUGCAUUGUGGGUCUCUACAGCACAUUUGUGACAGUGAUAACCAAUUUGGGAAAACAACGCUCUCAGAGAAAUUAUGAGACAGACUUCUAUGUGCUGUUCAAUCCCUGGGCACCCAUGGAUCAGGUUUACCUGGAAAAUGAAGAAGAGAGGCAGGAGUAUGUGCUAAAUAAUGUGGGAAUGAUCUUCACUGGAGACUAUACUAAUGUUAAUAAACGGCCAUGGAACUAUGGACAGUUUCAGAGUGAUAUUCUGGAAGCUUGCAUCUACAUCCUGGAUUUUGGGGAAAUGCCCCUGUGGUACAGAGGAGAUGCUGUAAAAGUGGCUCGGAAAGCUUCAUCACUGAUCAACUCGGUGGAUGAUAAUGGGGUCCUUGUAGGUAGCUGGAGUGGUGACUUCGGCCUUGGUACUGCACCCACAGCCUGGACAGGCAGUGUGGAGAUUCUGAGACAGUUCUAUACGGAAAAAGGGAAGCCUGUCAUGUAUGGCCAGUGCUGGGUGUUCGCUGGAGUGUUCAACACCUUUCUUCGGUGCCUUGGCAUUCCCGCAAGGGUGAUUACCAACUUCUGCUCCGCACAUGACAACAAUGGCAACCUGAUGACUGACAUUGUGCUGGAUGAGGAUGGGGGUCUGGACAGAGAUGUCUCAGACACCAUCUGGAACUUUCACUGCUGGAAUGAGGCGUAUUUGAAGAGGCGUGACAUACCUGAAAUGUACUCAGGCUGGCAGGUGGUGGACUCCACUCCUCAGGAGAUCAGUGAAGGUUAUUACCGCUGUGGUCCUGCAUCUGUGGCAUGCAUCAAAAUGGAAUCUCUGGGCUAUUCGUUUGAUGCAGGUUUUGUGUAUUCUGAGGUCAACAGUGAUGUUGUGUACCAUAAAAGAGACAGGUACGGAAACAUGAGUGUCAUCUACGUGGACAGAAACUAUGUAGGAAAGUUGGUUGUGACCAAAAUGAUUGGAUCCGAUGAUUACAAUGACAUUACAGACAGAUACAAACAUUCUAAGAGGGUGUCAAGACGAGAGACACGAGUAAAGGAGGUCAGUGCUUUGGACAGAUAUGAGUUUACACUGCCGGACACCGAUGUGAAGCUGUGCACCCAGGCCACCAAAAACAACGAUGACCUAAUGUUAAUCAUGAUCUUUAACAACCUGAGCAAUGAGCCACGCACCAUCACCACCAAAAUCACAGGAAAAGUGGAAUACUACACCGGAGCCACCCGGACCCAGUUCAAGUUCCUCACCCAUGAGGUGUCUCUGAAGCCUUUGGAAUAUAAGCAGGAGGUCGUCAUUGUGACAGCAGAUGAGUACAAGAACUUCAUCAUAGGUCAGUCUUUCCUGAGCUUCAUUGUGUACGCUUUCAUCAACGAGACCGAGAUGUCCCUCACCGCCAUGGAAUCGAUCUAUAUGAGCAACCCGCCCCUUCAUCUUGAGGUGAGCAGAAUCUCUCAAAUGGGAAAUGAAAUGCUCGCGACUGUGGGCUUCACCAACACACUUGGCCAUGACCUGACCGAUGUCACUGUGCGCAUGGAGGGACUAAACCUCUUUCCUAUGAAAAGCAAAAUGUACAGGAUCAUUGAACAAGGCUCCAAAAUAAAAUGGCUUGAAUCGUUCAAACCUGUGAAGGCUGGCACCAUGACGCUGGUGGCAUGUUUGGAUUGCGCUACUCUGAGAAAUGUGUGUGGACAUGUGGACAUCGUCAUACAGCCUUGA